UUAUAAUUCUUAAGGUUUAAGUUAGUUAUGGGUCGUCGAUGUUUCAAGGGAAAUAGGAGAGCCAUGCAGCAUUUUCCUGAAAAAGUAAAAAGGCUUUGGAACGGAUGGGAAAUUCGGGUGCUGGUUUUACUUAGUCUUUCUCUACAGAUCAUUCUCAUCCUACUUGGUUCGCGGAGAAAAUACACUGCAAGAAGUUGGAUAAGGGUAAUUGUUUGGUCAACAUAUUUAAUGGCAGAUUAUGUUGCAACUGUUGCCUUGGGAAACCUUGCCACCAGGCAAGGAGAUUAUUUUGAAUAUAAUCUUCAAAAAUCAAGCAAGGAACUCCAGGCAUUUUGGGCCCCAUUCCUUCUAUUGCAUCUGGGUGGUCCAGAUACCAUAACAGCUAACUCUUUGGAAGACAAUGAACUAUGGUUAAGGCACUUUCUUGGACUUGUUGUUCAACUUGGAGUGGCAUUUUAUGUCUUCUUCCAGUUUUGGAGCAAUAGUGCUCUCACAUAUUUAGCCAUUCCAAUCUUUAUUGCUGGAAUUAUUAAAUAUGGGGAGAGAACUUUUGUACUAUGGUCUUCGAGUACUGGGCGUUUCAAUGAUACUUGGCGCAGAGAUCGUAAUCCUAUUGCAAAUUUCGCUCAAAUUACAAGGGAGACAUUGGAGAAACAACAACAUGAACCAAACAACGACACAUAUCAACUCCUCCAAGUUGUUUUUCUGUUCAACAUAUUUGCACGUUUAUAUGUUGGCGUAGUUUUUGACUUGCAAACACUUAAGGACAAUAUCCUUCAAGGAAAACCAGCAGGAGAUGUUUUUGAUGUGGUGGCAAUGGAGCUUGGACUCAUGUACGAUUUGCUCUACACCAAGGCAAUAAUUAUUUAUUCCCGAUUAGGAGCUUUUCUUCGUUGCAUUUGCUUGUUUUGCUCUGUUUCUGCUUUGAUUUUCUUCUCAGUGUUCGUGAAUAUUCAUGCUUACUCACCCAUCGAAAUCUCCAUAACUUACGUAUUAUUAAUUGGAGCUGUUGUUCUGGAGGUGUAUCCCAUUAUUCUUCAUUUUUGGUCUGAUUGGACGCAACUAAUUUGCUCGACAAAGCUGAAAAAUUCAAGGCCUAAAUGCUUCAAUGCUUCUGUAUCUCCUCAUUCACUUCACAAGCACAAGAGAUGGUCAGAAUCCAUGGGACAAUUCAACCUUAUAAGCUUUUGCCUCAAAGACAUGUGCACCACAUGUAUUAAAGUUGACAAGUUAUUUCGUAUCAGCAAAUUUCUAGAGAAGUACCAGAACUUGACGUCAGCACAUGUGGAUCUUGAUCUGAAGGAAAUGAUCUUGAAAUAUAUAAUAAAAAAAUCUGAUCAACAGGAUGAAUUGCGUGAACACGAAAAUAAAUCGGAUAUCUUCCAACGUUAUGAAGAAUCUGACAUCCCAUAUCAUGAAAUGGCAAUAGCUGCAAGAGGUCAUGACGUGCUUAAUGGAAGCGAAAGGUUUAAGGAUUUUCUCUGGACUAUACAGAAGGUAGAGUUUGACCACAGCCUUAUCAUUUGGCACAUUGCUACUGAUAUUUGCUACUACAAUGAUUUGCGUAAUUGUCAACUCAAACCCAAAAUUAGCAAAUACUUAUCAGAUUACAUGUUGUAUCUUCUAGUCAGAUGUCCAUCUAUAAUGCCGAAAGGACGAGGUGAGUUGAGGUUCAGAGAAACUUGUGUGACGGCUAAGAGUAUCUUUGAGUCAAAAAGGAAUAUGAUUUGCAGUGACAAUCAUGGCAAUCGAAAAAUUAAGAAAGCUUGUGAGGUUUUGCUUCAAGAAGAUGUCCUUCAUACAAAUGAAGUAAAUGCUGAUCUGCCACGACCAGCAUUGGCAGACGGAUGUAAGCUCGGCAAGGCAUUACAGGAGCUGGAAUAUGAAGAAAAGUGGGAUGUAAUAAGUCAAGUGUGGGUGGAAAUGUUGACAUAUGCUGCAGCAAGGUGUAAAUGGAAAGAGCAUGGACAACAACUUACAAAAGGUGGAGAGCUACUCACUCAUGUUUGCCUUCUUUUGACACAUUUUGGUAUAGGUGCACAAUUUCGCGCUUAUGGGAAGCCUUAUCCAUAGUCUUUUUUUUUUUUUUA
Messenger RNA from Pistacia vera, 2090 nucleotides. RefSeq lists its product as uncharacterized. The record is from RefSeq and is a predicted model, not a curated record. Bases 28 to 2073 code for a protein of 681 amino acids. NCBI's taxonomy places the organism in Eukaryota, Viridiplantae, Streptophyta, Magnoliopsida, Sapindales, Anacardiaceae. The transcript has a single exon.